Molecule: messenger RNA, 1553 nt
Organism: Nasonia vitripennis (jewel wasp)
Lineage: Eukaryota; Metazoa; Arthropoda; Insecta; Hymenoptera; Pteromalidae
Exons: 3
Coding region: 771-1085 (104 amino acids)
Biological process (GO): mitochondrial respirasome assembly
Cellular component (GO): mitochondrion
Source: RefSeq, a predicted model, not a curated record
AUCAGUCAUCGUUGGUCAUCACUCGCGGACCUCCGUAACUCACGGCCGAAUCCGUAACUGUGUCAGCCUGUCGGUUAUAGUAGAGUGCAGAGCUCGCGACUCGCGACUAUAUUACAUUCCUUUAUCCGCGGAAGUCGCUAACGCCCCGAAGCGGACUUUCUAAAAAGCUGAGCCCACGUGGCUUCUCGAGCGGCAAAUUUGAACGCUUCAUCAGGCUAAGCUGGAAAAUGGUUGAUUUUAUACAUUUACAAGCAAAGCGAUCCAUAUAAUCAAUAACUGACUUUACGAUUUUUGCAUAUCACAUAAAGACUUCAGCACCGAUCGUUUCAGCCCGCAUUGACCUAUAAAAGCUCCAAAUACCAACAGAAUAUCAGAGUUAAAUAUAAAUUCUCCUCUUACGCGAAACGUCGUGUGUCGUAUAGAUAUCGCGGACCGCGGUCGCGGAAAGUUUGCGCGAAGUGGUGAGGUGGGGAGGGGGGGGGCUCGAGGUGCAUAUAGCAGAAGCUGUCAUUGGCACGUACAGUUUCGUUCGACGCGGCUUUUGGGGAUGAUCUGAAGGUGAAUGUCGCGGACGUAGGUAGUGUCAAAGUGCCAGUGAGGAUGUUCUCGUGACGUUCAGUUCACAGCUGCCGACGAACCACCCGAUACUUAAUCGAAUCGCAAAGCCCGUGGCCUUGAUUCUCUCGCAGUUACUUCAAGGGAAAAGUUUCAAGUUCACUGUCUGCUAUAUAUAUCGUUGAUUAGCGGACGCACACUGAACUUCAUCUAAAAUGUCGAACAAUCAGCCACCAGGGACUAUUGCUGAGUUCACCAGCACUUAUGAGGAAGAACGUUUUGGGUCUGGAAUUGUCAGACAAAUCCAAGAAAAACCUGUAGUAAUGACUGGUAUUGUGGGAAUGAUUGGAGCACUUGGUUAUGGUUAUAACAGAUACAAAACUAAAGGAUUCUUGGUUUCCCCUUCUCUUUUUCUAAUGCAACUUCGAGUUGGUGCACAAGCUAUGGUUGUCGGAUGUAUAACUUGUGGAAUGGUUUACAAUAUGGUCCAACAGCAUCUACUCAAGAAAAAGAAUGAACCAGAACACUGAUAUUUGAAACUUUCUCAGACUAGAUAUUGCUUAAUUUGUACAAUCCGUGGUUAUUUUCUACCACUGAUUGCAGAAAUGUCUUAAAACGAGCCUCUCAAUGUAUUAAAUUUACUGAAGAUUCUAGUAGUCUAAUUAAUAGGCAAUUUAUAGUGUAAAUUUGCAAUUAGGGAUUUUCAGAUUUCAGUUUAAUAUAUUUACAGAGGCAAAGAGUCGAACGAUAUUAUUGAACAUCAAUAAUUAAUGAACCUUCUUUUAAAUAUGGCAAAUAUACAUAGUCCCAAGCAAAUAACAUUUUUCUUGAGAUAAUGACUUCUAUUCAUGUAUAGGUAAUUUUAUUUUUAUUUAUAAAUUAUAAACACUUUUUGUAGAAAAGAUCUAUUUUUGGAAUUUUCAAAAGAAGCGAUAUGCAGGCAAUAUUGCUUAAAAAGAAUCAAAGUCAAACCAAUAAAUCAUCUAUGUUAAAUAAAA